This is a messenger RNA of Engraulis encrasicolus (European anchovy), 2272 nucleotides long. It is a transcript of the gene msantd2, whose product is annotated as myb/SANT-like DNA-binding domain-containing protein 2. Bases 14 to 2008 code for a protein of 664 amino acids. NCBI's taxonomy places the organism in Eukaryota, Metazoa, Chordata, Actinopteri, Clupeiformes, Engraulidae. The record is from RefSeq and is a predicted model, not a curated record. The transcript has 6 exons.
UGUUGGUUGUUGGAUGCGUCAGAUGCGCGCACUUGACGUAAUCUUCCACAGCUCUAACGUCAGUUCCCCAUCCCCUCCCCCUAGCAACAGAGGAAAGAUGGCGGCGCCCAGCAACGCAGAGCAGUCUCCUGAAUUGACGAUACCGUUAAAGAUCCCCAAAACUGAAGUCCCUUCCCCAGCGGAAUCAGAAGACUUGAGCGAUGGCAACCAGUACCAUUCCAACGCCUCCACGCCGAGCAGAUUUUCCCCUCUCAAUGUCGGUAGCACGGUUUCGGGAGCUGGGAGCGCGGGCCGAAGUGCUUCGGCGGCCUCUGCUGCCUCCAACAGCUACACCGCCUGCAGGGGUAUGUCAUGGACCCCUUCGGAGACAAAUGCCCUCAUCGCGGUGUGGGGGAACGAGAGGUUGACGGAGGCGCGGAUGCAGCAGCUGGAGGUGGCUGGUACCGUUUUCUCUGGGAAGGCUCCGGGACCAGCCAUGUACGAACGGGUAUCAAGGGCUCUGUCAGAGCUCGGCUACGAAAGGACCCCUUCGCAGUGUCGAGAGAGGAUGAAGACGUUGCGGCGCUGCUACAGCCGUGUGAAGGAGCACGGCAUCGGGAAGCGUAAGAGCAGCUACUCCCUAGAACAGCUGGAGAAGGUGUUUGGACAGGGUGGCUGGGACUCUCAGACAUGCCAGCCGGUGCUGAUCAACAGCAGUGGGCUCUACCAGGACAUGGAGUCAGACGGCAGCACUAUGGAGGAGUUCUCCCAGGAGGACUGGUGCAACCAGGAGCUGUCCAACGCCUUCCAGGAAGCAGACGAGGACACAGAGGACAUUCCACUGCCAAAGGCCAGAGUUGUACACGCACGACCGGAGCCUACAGGACACAUGCAGCGACAGGAGGUGAUGCAGAACGUGAUGCGCAUCCUGGAGUCGGUGGACAUCCAAUGGGAACACUUCCAGACCUGGACGGACUUCUCGCGGCUGCACCUGUCCAAUAAGCUGGCUAUCUUCGGGGUGGGCUACAACACGCGAUGGAGGCCCGACGUGCGGUACCACCACGCCGAGAUCAGCUCGCAGGUGCCACUGGGCAAGCGCCUGCGCGAGUACUUCAACCCCGAGAAGGCGGAGGGCCGCGUCAUCAUGACCAAAGUGCAGAAGAUGAACUGGAAGAACGUCUACUACAAGUUCCUGGACAUCACCAUCAGCGAGGCGCGCUGCCUGGAGCUCCACAUGGAGGUGUCCUGGAUCCCCGUCUCCCGCUCCCAGUCCCACUCCUCACGCACCUCCUCCUCCGCCACCUCCUCCUCCACCUCCUCCACGGCGGGCUGCAGCAACGGGGGGGCGCACCACCACUACCUACUGCCAGGGGGCAUCCCCAAAACCUACGGACUCUACGCCAUCGGGUACGAAGAGCUGGGAGGAGGAGGAGGAGCGAGCAGCCGGACCGGUUUAGGGGGGGCGAUGACGGGUUCAGGUUCUGCUGCUGCUGACGACCCGUCUUCCUCGUCUUCUCAGGAGAGCAGUGUUGGUGGUGGUGGUGGUAACACCGGUGGGGCGUCCGGCUCGAGUCCGAAUCGGUCGUCGUGGUUGACGUCGGAUCGUCAGGACAGGAGCGCGUCUUCGUCUGCGUCUGCGUCUGCGUCCGCCGUGUCCAAAGUCACGUAUUGCUACCUCGGCAUUGCGGAGGACCGGACCCUCCAGCAGUGCCUCUAUCAGCACUUUCAGACGGCGGCGGUGGUGGCGGGGAGGCAGCAUCACAACACCCGGGGCAGCGCCAUGAGCCUCGAGGCCGCCCAGUCCCCCCUCAACAAGUUCCUGCAGGCCAACUGCAGCAGCAGUAGCAGUAGCAGUGGCACCUCCAAGACAGAGGGGGCGCCACCACCGCCGCUGCCGCCGCCGAGCUCAGCCAUCUACAUUAAAUUCAUAGAGGUGGAGUUGGACUUCCUCUCCGCCGGCUCCUUAGUGGAAUGUCUAGAGAUUGCUGUCGGAUACAAAUUGAAAUAUAACAAAAAGGAGACGUUGUAAUGUAACUGAAAACACACACACACACACACUUCCACAUUCAGAUGAAGAACUUAUGUGACUAUGAAAUGAAUUUUGGGACUGUGAAGUGAACCACAGGACUUGUGAGAUUAUCAAAGGUGUGUUUAAAGAGCUUCAUCUGGCCAUUGAGUGUUAAAAGGUUUUCCUUCUCAUAAUUGCACUACUGUAUUUAUCAUGGGAACGAAUACACAUCCAACAUUGAAGAGUUACAACUGUACGUAACUGUUUAAUGUUCAAUGUAGGGAU